AUGCGAGGAGAAGAAAACGAAGAAGAAAACGAGACGGCGAAACGAAGAAAACGAAACGACGACGAUGAUGUACAAAUCACAUGCGCCCCCGAGGAGGAGGAAGAGGAGGAGGAAGAGGAGCUUUUGAAACGCGGCCGUCCGCUCGCGUGGGGAGUCGCAAAGACACGAACGCCUUUUCGCGAAGUGCGCUUUGAAGAAGGACGUCAGUACGAAUGCAGGAUUCCUUCUUUGCUCGCGGCGUUUGAGCAAAUUGAGCAAAAGUUGAAGAAGAAGAAACCGAUUUCGACCGAUCCGAAGACGUUCGAUCCAGACACGAUUUUGAAAAUUGACGAGGAUUGCUCCGAGAAGGCGAUAAGUUUAGGAUACAAGCUCGGGACGAUUAAACAUUCGGCGUACGCUUUGUUGGCGAUGGCGGGGCCGGGCGGAAUGAAGGCGGCGAACAUUGUGAGCAUCGCGAAGCGGUUGGACUUGUAUAAUCCGGGUACGUGCAAGACGCCGAAUGGCUCAGUCACCGCGGUGUUAUCGCAAGGUGCGCACUUUCAAAGAAUUGCGCCGGGUAGGUACGCGUUAAAGGAACACGUAACGGACGAAUUGCGGGGUGGAGAUGUGUGGCAUCCGAAAACGAAGGAGACGGAACGGGAUGAUGUAUCGGUGAUUGAUUUAGUUCGUUCGGGACAGCUCAGACCGUCGUUCCGCGGCUCUUCUGAAGCUGUUACUAAUGAUGACAUCGUUAAUGUAAAAUCAUUCUUAGAGAAGAAUCAAAAUAAACACUCUUUGACUCUCCAGGAGACUCCCGAAGUGGUCCGAAACCACUUUGGUCCGAAACCGAAGUGGUCCAAAGAGGAAGACGAGGAGUUGAUUCGUUUGGUCGCGAAAUUUGGCACUCGCUGGUCGUCAGUUUCGAGAGCGCUGAACGGGCGAGUUGGCAAACAGUGCCGCGAACGAUGGAACCAUCAUUUGCGACCGGACAUUCGACGCGGGUUGUGGUCGACGAAAGAAGAGUCAAAGUUGAUCGAGUUACACAAGGUGCUCGGAAACAAGUGGGCGGAUAUCGCGAAAGGUUUACCCGGACGGACGGAAAAUUCGGUGAAGAACCACUGGAACGCGACGUUGCGAAGGGGAAGGACAGACGGAACGCCGAGCGAAUUGAGAGUGUACGCGACGACGCAAACGAAAGGGAGAGGACCAAUUGGACGACCGAGAAGUCGGCAUAAUAGUCCCAAAGAUGACGAGCGAGAGGCAUUGAAGGAAAAGAUUUUGUCCGCGAGCGUUCAAGAGAUGGUCUCGGCGAAUACCGACGACAGUUCGGAGGAAGAAAACGGCGAGGAAGAAACAGAAAAGCACGAUACGAUGGAAAAUCCCCAUAAAACCCUCGACGGAUUCAAGUGGCGAAAAUACGGUCGGAAGAACAUCAAAUUGGCUUCUUCACAAGUAACGAGAAGUUACUACCGAUGUACGCGUCCGAAUUGUCCGGCGAGGAAGCAAGUGGACGAAAACGGCCUCGUGAAGUACGAAAACGCACACAAUCACGAGAGGCCGAGUUUGUUGUCGCGCAAAAAAGAGCAGAAGCAGCAGCAAAGAGUUUUGGUCGACAUGGAAGUGAAAAGAGCGCACGAGUUACUUCGCGAACAUUACAAAAACAAGUUAAGCCACUUCAUGCUAGAAGCUAACGUAUACUUUAAAAACAAGAUUAAACUCGAGCGCAACUUGCACGAGCUCACGAUCGCGAAAGCGAAUCGAAGAAUUUCACAGAUGAUACUGGACUUGACGCUCGCGAGAAAAGAAAACGAAAAGCUGAAAAACAUCUUCUCAGACGGACGCGAAAAGCUGACCCCCCGUGACGGAGAAGAAAGAGGAGAACCACCCGCGAAACCCGAGACGCCGACGACGACCAAAGACGGAAACGACGACCGGGGCGAUAAAAAAGCAAGAAAAAAAGAAGAAGAACAAGAUGAAGACUUCCAAAUUAGCAACUUGGUCUCGAAUUAUUCUCCCGAGAAACGUAAGGAAUGGGCGAUUCGACAUCUCGUUACAAAAGGGUAA
Bathycoccus prasinos is the source of this 2043-nucleotide messenger RNA. RefSeq lists its product with no specific name. Lineage: Eukaryota; Viridiplantae; Chlorophyta; Mamiellophyceae; Mamiellales; Bathycoccaceae. Gene Ontology annotation, cellular component: nucleus. Gene Ontology annotation, biological process: regulation of DNA-templated transcription. The record is from RefSeq and is a predicted model, not a curated record. The transcript has a single exon. Bases 1 to 2043 code for a protein of 680 amino acids. Gene Ontology annotation, molecular function: DNA-binding transcription factor activity, RNA polymerase II-specific; RNA polymerase II cis-regulatory region sequence-specific DNA binding.